Molecule: messenger RNA, 1302 nt
Organism: Musa acuminata subsp. malaccensis (wild Malaysian banana)
Lineage: Eukaryota; Viridiplantae; Streptophyta; Magnoliopsida; Zingiberales; Musaceae
Product: protein MIZU-KUSSEI 1-like
Biological process (GO): hydrotropism
Source: RefSeq, a predicted model, not a curated record
GAGAGAGAGACCUUCUUUAUGUGCUCCUGUCAUCCUAUCUCCAUGUUCUCUUCUUGUCGAAGUUGCUCAUAAGAAGCCUGCAUAAGACGACUAAUCAUGACUUCGUCGCCACAUCAAUUCGACUAAGCUUUCUCUCAUGUCCUUCUUGAUCAAACGCAACAAGCAUGCGCGCGUUGCCCAACGAAAGGCACGUCGAAUGAUCCUCCAUUAAACCCGCUCUCGUGGACACAAUUAUUCCACCCUUCCCUCAUCUCCUUCGCCCUUUUACCCCACACUCGCCUCUCUCAUCCCUAUUUAAACACUCCUCUAUGCCUCGUCUUCCCAUAGACAUACUCUCGUCUCUCACUCUUGGAUACUGUGUUGUAUUAGAAAUAUACAGAUGAGGACUAUGAUAGACUUGGGGAGCCAGAGAGACUCUCUCUACAUCAUCGACACGGCAACUGCCGUCGACUGCACCAAGGACGUCCGCUUCCGGCGAUCUUUCCGAAGCCUCAUCGAGUGCGUGGUUCCAUGCUGUGGCUUCCAGCUGUCGUCCAACACUUCUGAUGUUCCAGACUCUCAUUCCACCGGCGGCGGUUCCACCCCCCCAACCACCACCGUCACCGGCACCUUCUAUGGGCACCGCCGCGGUCACGUCAGGUUCUGCCUGCACGACAGCUCCCGGACCUCCCCCAUCCUUCUGCUGGAGUUCACCAUCCCCACCGCCUGCCUCGCCAGGGAGAUGCGGCAUGGGCUACUGCGCGUGGCGCUCGAAUGCGACCGGAAUCGUGCUCGGUGCUCGUCGCUGUUCGGCGUGCCGGUGUGGUCGGUUUACUGCAACGGGCGCAAAGUGGGGUUCGCCAUCCGGCGUCGGAUGAGCGAAGGCGACGCCGCCAUCUUGAAGCUAAUGAGGGCCAUAUCGGUCGGAACAGGCGUUCUUCCUGGUGCGUCCAAGAUGGGUGAAGGAGACAUUCUGUACCUGAGGGCAAGCUUUGAGAGGGUGAUCGGUUCGAUCAAUUCGGAGUCGUUUCAUAUGAUCAAUCCGGUGGGCUGCACCGGGCAGCAGCUGAGCAUCUUUCUUGUGAGAAGUUAGAGACCAUCUACAAUCUGCGUAUUCUGUAAGUCUCAGUCAAAGAUAUGUUAGAUAAUUGAGACCUAUGUCUACAUGUUGAUGUCUGUAGGCCUAUUGACUUGUCUUAUCAUCAAAGCUGGUAAUUCUGUGCGUCAUCGUUGACUCUCGUCAGCAGGUUUCAGCUGGGCCAUGGCAUUCACCAACCAUUCAUGAUCACUCUCUGUACGCAUGCAGGAGAUCGGAGUUCGUAA